AUUUCAACAGGCUGGCCACGUUGAUAACCUGAUAACCUGUCGCGUUGUCCCUCUCGCACCUUAAUCAACUGUCUCUGUGUGUGAAAGCAAUUUUAUUUUUAUUUAUAACAAAUUUGUUGCGUUUAUAAACACAACAGAAUUAAAUAGUUGGCUCGGCACACUUCCUGGAACCGCUCGCAUCAGCUGUUGGGCUGCGGCACUAGUUUACAGACCGACCAACUGCACGCAAAUACAGAUACCAUCAUUUCCAUUUCCCAGUUCACCAGAGAAAGAAACCUGCUGCGAAUUCCAGCCACUUUUCUUCGAUUAUUAUUCGACGCUAAUUGUGUGAAAAUCGGCGGAAUAAAGCUGCUGACGCGACACAGGAGAGCCGGAAAAGCGGUGUGGCACUCGCUGAAAAAUUCUACGCAUAGGAAAAUUCCAUUGGAGGCCCAGUGAGAAGGGGAGCAAACCAAUUGCAUGCCAUGGACUUCUUGUUCGGUUCCCGAUCCAGCAAGACCUUCAAGCCCAAGAAGAACAUCCCGGAGGGCACACACCAAUAUGAUCUCAUGAAGCAUGCGGCAGCCACGCUGGGAUCGGGAAACCUGCGCAACGCAGUGUCCCUUCCAGAUGGCGAGGAUCUCAACGAGUGGGUGGCCGUCAACACCGUGGACUUUUUCAACCAGAUCAACAUGCUGUACGGAACCAUCACGGAGUUUUGCACCGAGGAGACCUGUGGCAUCAUGUCGGCUGGCCCGAAAUACGAGUACCACUGGGCCGACGGUUUGACCGUAAAGAAGCCAAUCAAGUGCAGCGCCCCCAAGUAUAUUGACUAUCUGAUGACUUGGGUUCAGGACCAACUGGACGACGAGACCCUGUUUCCCUCCAAGAUCGGCGUGCCGUUUCCAAAGAACUUUCACUCCUCCGCCAAGACCAUACUGAAGCGUCUGUUCCGUGUGUAUGCGCACAUCUACCACCAGCAUUUCACAGAGGUGGUGACGCUUGGCGAGGAGGCCCAUCUCAACACGUCCUUCAAGCACUUCAUCUUCUUCGUGCAGGAGUUCAAUCUGAUCGAGCGGCGCGAACUGGCCCCGCUGCAGGAGCUCAUUGACAAGCUGACGGCUAAGGAUGAGCGGCAGAUAUAGGAAUCACUGCAUGGAGCCGCGAAUUCCCGGGAUUCCGGCGGCGGUGGUGGUGGUCUGGGCUUGCAGUUGGACUUGUGAUGAAAGCGCUCUGGCAGACUCGUGUAUUACGCUUUAGUUAGUUACCGCCAAUACUUUAUGUUUCGUUCAUUGCUUCAUGGGGUGCCUCCCACAAAAAAAAAAAAGGAAACAAAAAACAGCCAAUUGGCAAUGUGAACCGAACUAUAGCGGGCUAAUUGCUGAUCCAGAGCAACUACUAUAUUUUUAUAUGUGAAACGUAACUUUAAGGAGUAUAAAUCAUAUUUAUAUGUAUAUGUAAAGGAGAAAACAAAAGCAGCAACAGCAACAGCACGCCUUCGAUAACUAACACCUCCCGCUUUCGAGAAACAACCAAUAUUACGUUCACAAACUAUGCGUGUUUCCUUGUUUAUCGUUUUUCUUUCUGUAUGUAUUCUAUGUAUUUAUUACUAUUAAACUAUCGCUAAUUGCUCGCGGUUCAGCGGAUCAAGCGAUUUUGUAAUGCAAACCCCAGCAAUGUGAGGCGACGGCCGACAGCACCCAAUAACUGAUAAUAAUUGUAGACUUGAUAAACAUUUUUGAUACGUUUUAUACUAAUAAAGAGAAUAUUAUGAAUAA
Molecule: messenger RNA, 1757 nt
Organism: Drosophila erecta
Lineage: Eukaryota; Metazoa; Arthropoda; Insecta; Diptera; Drosophilidae
Gene: mats
Product: MOB kinase activator-like 1
Exons: 3
Coding region: 465-1124 (219 amino acids)
Biological process (GO): hippo signaling; positive regulation of protein phosphorylation
Cellular component (GO): cytoplasm; nucleus
Molecular function (GO): protein kinase activator activity
Source: RefSeq, a predicted model, not a curated record